Daphnia magna is the source of this 1887-nucleotide messenger RNA. Its product is annotated as zinc finger-containing ubiquitin peptidase 1. Lineage: Eukaryota; Metazoa; Arthropoda; Branchiopoda; Diplostraca; Daphniidae. The transcript is spliced from 10 exons. The record is from RefSeq and is a predicted model, not a curated record. The coding region runs from base 136 to 1617 and encodes 493 amino acids.
ACGGUGUUCAGUUAAAGUUUGUUUACAGUUUUAAGCUUUGGUCAAGGCGGCAAAAGCCAUCAUAUUAUUUGUGGGAUUUUUAUUUUUUCACGUACGUUGUAAUAUUCAUGUAAAGAAAAACCUUCAGAGUUAAGAAUGAGCUCUGACGAAGAUUGUCGUAUCGUAUCGAACGAACCGUCAUAUUCUGCUGCCGUAUCCGGUAAAAAUAAAAUUAGUUCUGAUCAAGUACCGAAGUUCACAUGUCCGAUGUGCCCUCAAGUUUGCGAAGAACUAUGUAUAAUAGAAGCUCAUAUUGAGAAUGAACAUCUAAAUGGUCUGGAAGAACAAAUCUCCGAAGAUAAUUCAAAGCCCUUCAACUCUGCUGUGCAUGCUUGUCCACUUUGCAGCCAAACAUUUAAAGAUACUUUAUCGCUUGAAUUCCACUUUCGUGCACAACAUGAUGUGUUACAAAAUGAGGAAUCAACAUCCAAGGCUCAAACUCUGAAAUUGUCUUGUCCUGUUUGUCUAUUCGAAUUCUGUUCUGAGGAGCCACUUGCUCAACAUGUCAAUCUGCAUUUCUCAACAGAUAUUUCCAAUGACGUUGAUGAAGAGCUUGCCCGUAAGUUGGAACAAGAAGAACGAUGUUUAAUGCAGAACAAGGAACGUGACGAUUUCAAGCGACUUCAAUCGAUGCAUGGUUUCGAUCAAGGAAGAAAUUUGAAUCGACAGUGUGAUGCAAAUCUUUUCAGAUCUGUCAAAAAAGGGAACAUGUCUGCUGUAGACUAUCAUGAAAAACGGAUUAUGCUUAAAAUGAGUGAAAAAAUCGGACUGGACGAUGGUUCGUCAGCCACUCUGGAUAUUACAAACCAUAUCAGAAAGCUUACGGUGGCACAAUCCACGCACAUGUGUAGUGCUGUUGAUCACUAUGCUGCAUCUUUCGGCGACUCUGGUUGGGGUUGCGGCUAUCGGAACCUACAAAUGUUGCUCAGCGCACUUCUUCGCAAUCCUCAGUAUGCCGACCGACUAUUAAAUCUUUGUCCUUCGACAUCAUCAACAUCCGAUAGUUCCAUCAAAGUACCGUCCAUUUCUCGACUUCAAUCGGCAAUAGAAGAAGCUUGGAAGAUGGGAUUUGAUGAACAAGGUUGUGAACAGUUAGGAGGCAAGCUCUCUGGUACGUGUAAAUGGAUUGGCGCAACAGAAAUAGCGACACUUUUGGCUUCAUGUCGCAUACGAUAUCGUUUGAUAGAUUUCCAUCGACCUACUUCUGCCGAUGGUAAACUACACCCCGCGUUAUUCGAUUGGGUUAAAAAUUACUUUGAGGAAACGUCUGAAUUUAAGCCCCCAUUGUACUUUCAACAUCAAGGCCACAGCCGCACGAUUAUUGGCAUAGAAGAAAGGGCACAGGGAAACGCACGUCUGCUGAUACUUGAUCCAAGUCACAAGAGCGAUCAGAUGCGUCUUUUGACGAACAAUUCCGGAUCGGCCCAGAAUAAUCCUGCAAUCGCCAAAAAGAUUUUGGUACCUAUGGCGGCUUUAAAGGCCAAGCAAUACCAAAUUGUUUGUGCAGACGGCGGCUUUGUUGUUGAUGAACACGAGUACUCGCAAAGUCGAGUAAUCCGGUCGACACGUAUUCCGUAACUGAUUUGGCGAAGAAGUACAUUUGACAGAAAUGUGGCUCACGCGUAAGAUUUCUGUGAUACUACAGAAGGCAAGGUAUUGUAUCUAAACAAAACGUUGCUAAAGAAAAAGUAUGCCCCAUUUACCUCGUUUUGUUACAAAAUCACUUGAAAAAAUUAUUUGCAUGAAAAAUUGCCCUAAUACUAAGUAUGUUUUGUAUCUCAAAUAGUAAAAUUCAGUAAGACGUCGCUUGAUAAAUUUUGUCUUCUAUAAAUACACGAUUAGUCAUUA